AUGUCCCGCCUCGCACUCGCCUCCUUGGCCUUCGCCGCCUUCGCCCACGCUCACUUGGUCGCCUGGACCCAGGGCAUGUACUGCAAGAACGGUACUGACGCCGGCGUCGACAACGUCAACAACGACGCCCCCGUCUCCCCUCUCUACCAGCUCAAGUACUCGGACUACUGGUUCCACGGAGUCAACGGCUGCAACAACUUCCCUCCUGCUGAUGGCGAGUUCCUCGAGCUGCCCGCUGGCGGAUCCUUCACUGCCGAGAUCGCUGACAACCGCGCCGCUACUACCCUUUCGUUUAACGGCGCCAAGACUAGCGACUGGCCCGAUGGUGCUUGGCACCCUGACGGCUACUCCAUCGAGAACACUGCCGAUGCUGACGCGUCCAUAGUGCACACCCAGAACGAGUCCAUGGCCGCCGGCACGGCUUUCGCCAUCUCUUACACCUCAGACAUCACCCAGGUCAACCUCAACAACCUCGUCGUCUUCUCCGUUCGUUAUAUGACGCCCUACAAGCGCGUCGUCUCGUACGAUGUCCCCGCUGACAUGCCCGCCUGCCCCGAGGGCGGUUGCACCUGCGCCUGGAUGUGGAUCCCCAACGGCUGCGGUCUCGCUAACAUGUACAUGGCGGGCUACAAGUGCCAGGUUACCAACGCGACCUCGACCACGCCCGUCGCGACUCCCCAAGCUCCUGUAUGGUGCGAGGACGACCAGAGCCAGUGCGUUCAGGGCGCGAAGGAGGUUAUGAUCUGGCACCAGGCCGAGGGCAACAACGUCGAGGUUGACGGCCUCGAUGACUCUGGCAACUGGAGGAGCCCUGCCUACAACUGGAAGAUGGGCUUCGCUGACGGUGCCCAGAACGACAUUUUCCAGAACUCGGGCAGCCAGAAGCGUGAGGAGGCGGUCCUUCCCUCGAAGCGCCACACGCGCCGCGGACACGGCGCUGAUGGCAAGGUUUUCUAA
Coniophora puteana RWD-64-598 SS2 is the source of this 957-nucleotide messenger RNA. RefSeq lists its product as uncharacterized. Lineage: Eukaryota; Fungi; Basidiomycota; Agaricomycetes; Boletales; Coniophoraceae. Bases 1 to 957 code for a protein of 318 amino acids. The transcript is spliced from 4 exons. The record is from RefSeq and is a predicted model, not a curated record.